Messenger RNA from Seriola dumerili (greater amberjack), 8179 nucleotides. It is a transcript of the gene dock11, whose product is annotated as dedicator of cytokinesis protein 11-like. The transcript has 53 exons. The record is from RefSeq and is a predicted model, not a curated record. Gene Ontology annotation, molecular function: guanyl-nucleotide exchange factor activity. NCBI's taxonomy places the organism in Eukaryota, Metazoa, Chordata, Actinopteri, Carangiformes, Carangidae. Bases 73 to 6297 code for a protein of 2074 amino acids. Gene Ontology annotation, biological process: small GTPase-mediated signal transduction; positive regulation of GTPase activity; positive regulation of filopodium assembly.
UCCGUCCGGUCGCCGCGGCAUGCUCGCAUUCACACCGGUACACACGGAGUGGACUUUAACCGGACGGGCACUAUGUCUGAGGUACGAAAAUUCACAAAGAGGCUCAGCAAGCCCGGGACGGCCGCGGAAGUCAGGCAGAGCGUGUCGGAGGCUGUGAGGAGCACCGUGGACCUUGUGGAGCAGCCAAAGAUUAUCGAGCCACUGGACUAUGAGACUGUGGUGUUUCAGAGAAAGGCCCAGAUCCACAGUGACCCCCACAGAGACCUGCUGCUCUGCCCUGUCGACGAUGUCUCGGAGUCCCAGAUCUCCCGGCAGAGGAGGACUGUUGUUCCUUCGGUGCCCCAGAAUGCUGAGCGGGAGGCCAGGAGUCUGUUUGCCAAAGAGUGCAUCAAGAUGUACAACACCGACUGGCAUGUAAUCAACUACAAAUAUGAGGCUUACUCUGGUGACUUCCGCAUGUUGCCAAGCAAAGGCCUGAAGACGGACAAGCUGCCAGCUCACGUGUACGAGAUCGAUGAAGACGCCAAAGACGAGGACUCAGCGUCGCUGUGCUCCCAGAGGGGAGGCAUCAUGAAGCAGGGCUGGCUACAGAAAGCCAACAUCAACAGCAGCCUGUCUGUCUCCAUGAGGGUGUUCAAAAGGAGGUACUUCUACUUGUCUCAGCUCCCCGACGGCUCCUACAUCCUCAACUCCUACAAGGAUGAGAAGAACUGCAAGGAAACCAAAGGCUCCAUCUACCUAGACUCCUGCAUAGAUGUCGUUCAGAGUCCUAAGAUGCGCCGUAACGGCUUUGAACUGAAGAUGCAAGACCGCUACAGCCACUUCCUGGCUGCAGACAGCGAAGCAGAGAUGGAGGAGUGGGUGGUCACGCUGAAACAGGCUCUGCAGAGCAGCAGUGAGGCCGGCCAGGACAGGAGGAACGGUGCAGAGUCCCUGGACUGCGCCUUGGAUGAUGACACUGCCAGCCAAGGUAAAGGUGAGAGUUUCGGGAGGAGCUUACAACCUGAACUUAACAAGUACACGAGGGAGACAGACCAGUUCAAUAAGAUCAACAGGAAUGAUGGCAGACAAAAGCUUUUCUCUCUGGAUCCUGAGACACAGAGGCUGGACUUCUCAGGCAUCGAGCCAGACGUGAAGCCGUUUGAGGAGCGUUUUGGCCGACGCAUCGUUGUCAGCUGCCACGACCUGACCUUCAGUCUCCAGGGCUGCGUCAGUGAGAAGGGCGACGGUGUCCUCACCAAUGUGGAACCGUUCUUCAUUAGCGUCGCUCUCUUCGACGUCUCCAAGAGCUGCAAGAUCUCGGCCGACUUCCACGUCGACCUCAACCCGCCCUGCGUCAGGGAGAUGCUGACCGACGCCUCGGGCCAGCUCUCCCCUUCAUCGGACUCAGACGGUGGAGGAGGAGGAGGACUCAGGGAGGGAGGAGGAGUAGUAAUGGUGAACGGGGACUCAGGGAAAGGGAACGGCCUGCCUGUUCUUCAGAGGGUGUCAGAGGCUCUGCUGCGCUUCCCUACACAGGGUAUCUUUUCAGUAACCAACCCUCAUGCAGAUAUCUUCCUGGUGGCCCGUGUGGAGAAGGUGUUGCAGAACGGCAUCACCCACUGCGCCGAGCCGUACAUCAAGACGUCGGACAUCAACAAGACCGCUCAGAAGGUGCUCAAAGCUGCCAAGCAGACAUGCCAACGCCUGGGCCAGUACAGGAUGCCUUUUGCCUGGGCUGCCAAGCAGGUGUUCAAAGACGCUCAGGGCAGCCUGGACAUGGAUGGGAAGUUCUCUCCUCUCUAUCGCCAGGACAGCAGCAAAAUCUCCACUGAUGACAUCCUCAAGCUGCUAGCCGACAUCAGGAAACCUGAGAAGAGCAAACUUCAGACAAUCCCCGGGCAGCUGAAUGUCACCAUCGAGUGUGUCCCACCUGACUUCUCAAAUACAGUGACUUCCUCUUACAUUCCCGUCAAGCCCUUCGAGGAUGGCUGUGAGCGGGUGUCCGUGGAGGUCGAGGAGUUCCUCCCCGAGGAGGCCAAGUACAACUACCCCUUCACCACCUACAAGAACCAGCUCUACAUCUACCCACUGCAGCUCAAAUACGACAACCAGAAGACCUUCACCAAGGCGAGAAACAUUGCAGUCUGCAUCCAGUUCAGAGACUCAGAUGAGGAAGGUGCAGUCCCUUUAAAGUGCAUCUACGGCAAGCCGGGAGACUCACUCUUCACGGGGAACACCUAUGCAGCCGUCCUGCACCACAAUCAGAGCCCAGAGUUCUAUGACGAGGUAAAGAUUGAGCUGCCGGUCCACGUGCAUGAGAAACACCACAUCCUCUUCACCUUUUACCACAUCAGCUGUGAGUCCAGCAGCAAGGCCAGCAGCAAGAAGAGGGAGGGAGUGGAGUCGCUGGUGGGCUACUCCUGGAUGCCCUUGCUAAAAGAUGGGAGGAUGCAGUCAUUAGAACUUCAGCUCUCUGUAGCCGCCACCCUGCCUGCUGGAUACCUGUGUCAGGACACCAGGAAGUCCCAACCGGACAUCAAGUGGGUGGAAAAUGCCAAGACCCUCUUCAAAGUGAGGACCCAUGUAGCAUCAACAAUAUACGCUCAGGACCUGCAUCUACACAAGUUCUUCCAGCACUGCCAGCUGAUGAGGACGACAUCAGAGGGCAACUCAGCCGAACUCGUCAAAUACCUGAAGUGCCUGCAUGCCAUGGAGACUCAUGUCAUCAUCAACUUCCUACCAACAGUGCUGAUGCAGCUGUUUGAGGUGCUCACAGCAGCCAAUAAAGAAUCCCAUGAGAUCGCUGUCAACUCUCUGCGUGUGAUCAUACACAUAGUCUCCAGAUGUCACGAGGAAGGGCUGGAGCACUACCUGCGCUCUUUUGUCAAGUAUGUGUUUCUGACCAACAACCCUGCAUCAGGAAACUCUGCGACCACUCACGAGGUGCUGGCCACCGCAGUCACAGCCAUCCUCAAGCAAACUGCUGACUUCAACACCAGCAAUAAACUGCUCAAGUACUCCUGGUUCUUCAUUGAAACCAUGGCCAAAUCCAUGGCGCAGUACCUGCAGGAGGGCAACCGCAUCAAGAUGCCGCGGGCUCAGCGCUUCCCUGAAAGCUUCCACCAGGCGCUCCAGUCUCUGGUGUUGUCAGUCAUGCCGCAUAUCACCAUCCGCCACAUGGAGAUCCCAGAGGAAGCUCGCUGCAUCAACCUGAGCCUGGCCAAUUUCAUCAAGAGGUGCCUGACCUUCAUGAACAGGGGCUUUGCCUUUGGCUUGGUCAACCACUACAUGUGUCAUUUCAGUCUCAAGGAUCCCAAGGUGCUGGCUGAAAUGAAAUUUGAUUUCCUGAUGACGGUGUCUAACCACGAGCACUUCAUCCCUCUGAACCUGCCCAUGGCCUUUGGGCGCACCAAGCUGCAGAGGGUGCAAGAGCAAAGUUUGGAGUUCAGCCUGACGGAGGAAUACUGCCGCAACCACUUCCUGGUCGGCCUGCUGCUGAGAGAAGUGGCUGAGGCCUUGCAGCAGGGGCCCGAAGUCAGGCAGCUGGCCGUGAGCGUUCUCAAGAACCUUCUCAUUAAACACGCCAUGGAUGAUCGCUACACUGCCUUCAAGAACCAGCAGGCCAGGAUCUGUUUGCUGUACCUGCCGCUGUUCGAGCUGCUCUACCAGAACUUGAAGCAGCUGUCUGCCCAGCCGCACACCUCCAGCCCCGGCCUUGGCCUCAACGGCUCCAGAGACGACCUCAUAUCAACCAGUUCAACCGACAGCAGGAGAAUCAGCACCGCAAUUGACAAAGACCACGGUCUCCAGAAUGGCCAUGUUGUGAGGAGAGAGGACUCCAGGGGCUCUUUAUUUAUGGAUCCAGGAACACCAGACAGCAUCGAGCUGCAGAGACGUGGCUCCACCAUGAGCAGCAGUCCCAUGCCUCCCGUCGGCAGAUUGGGACAGUAUGAGAUUAAAGGCCUCCUGCUCUCCUUCCUGCACAUCGUCAAGACCUUGUCAGAGGACACUCUCAUGGCCUACUGGAAUAAAGUCGGCCCUCAAGACAUCAUGAACUUCCUCAGUUUGCUGGAGACCUGUCUGGUUCAGUUUCGUUACAUUGGAAAGAGGAACAUUGGCCGGAAUCAGGAGGUUUGUGUGUCGAAGCUGUUCUCCUCAGACAGGAAGUCUCAGACGAUGCCAGCCAUGCGCUGCAACCGAGCCAGUCUCAUGCAGACUAAGAUACACCAGUUCAGCACCAUGGAGGCCUCUCUCACUCUCAACAUCGGGACGGGGCCGUCAGAAGCAGAAAUCCACCAUCAGGCUCUGCUAGAGGGAAACAUCUCCACUGAGGUCUGCCUGAGUGUCCUGGAUGUCCUGUCGCUUUUCACACAGUGCUUCAAGAAUCAGCUACUGGACAGCGAAGGUCACAACCCAUUGAUGAAGAAGUUGUUCGAUGUUUACCUGACCUUCCUCAAAGUUGGCCAAUCAGAAGCUGCCCUCAGACAUGUGUUCGCCGCACUCAGGGCUUUCAUUAACAAGUUCCCGUCGGUGCUGUUCAAGGGCCGCGUGACGCUGUGCGAGGCCCUGUGCUGCGAGGUGCUCAAGUGCUGCGUCUCCAAGCUGGGGUCCCUGCGGGCCGAGGCAUCUGCCCUGCUCUACCUGCUGAUGAGGAACAACUUCGAGUACACCAAGAGGAAGACCUUCCUGCGCACACACCUGCAGAUCAUCAUUGCAGUGAGCCAGCUGAUCUCCGACGUGGCGCUGACUGGCAGCUCCCGCUUCCAGGAGUCUCUCUCUAUCAUCAACAACUUUGCAAAUAGUGACAAGGCCAUGAAGUCUACGGCGUUCCCCUCAGAAGUGAAGGGUCUCACCAAGCGGAUCCGUACAGUGCUGAUGGCCACGGCCCAGAUGAGAGAGCACGAGAAAGACCCAGAGAUGCUGCUGGACCUCCAGUACAGUCUGGCCCGGUCCUAUGCUAGCACCCCUGAACUGAGGCGGACCUGGCUGGACAGCAUGGCCCGAGCGCACCUAAAGAACGGCGAUCUCUCUGAGGCGGCCAUGUGUUACGUUCAUGUGGCUGCACUAGUAGCAGAAUACCUGCACAGGAAAAAGCUGUUCCCCAGUGGCCUCGCAGCCUUCAAGAAGGUCACCUUGAAUAUUGACGAGGAAGCCGCCAUGAAAGAAGACACCGGCAUGCAGGAUGUCUAUUACACUGAGGAGGUGUUGGUCGAACACCUUGAGGUCUGUGUGGAGGCGCUGUGGAAAGCCGAGCGCUAUGAGCUCAUCACGCACAUUGCCAAACUCAUCAUCCCUAUUUAUGAGAAGCGUCACGAGUAUGAGAAACUAAGCCGGCUGUAUGACACUCUGCACAGAGCCUACAAUAAAAUAAUGGAGGUGAUACAAUCAGGACGCAGGCUUCUUGGGACAUACUUCAGAGUGGCUUUUUAUGGACAGGGCUUCUUUGAGGAGGAGGACGGAAAGGAAUACAUUUAUAAAGAGCCCAAACUCACAGGCCUGUCUGAAAUCUCCCAGCGGCUGCUGACACUCUAUGGGGACAAGUUUGGGCCGGAAAAUGUCAAGAUAAUUCAAGACUCAAACAAGGUUAACCCUAAAGACCUGGACCAGAAGUUCGCUUACGUCCAGGUGACAUUUGUCAAGCCGUACUUCGAGGAGAAGGAGGCGCCGGAGAAGAAAACCGACUUCGAGAAGUGCCACAACAUCAACCGCUUUGUGUUUGAGACUCCGUACACGCUGACGGGCAAGAAGCACGGCGGGGUGGAGGAGCAGUGCAAGAGGAGAACCGUGCUCACAACUGCCCACGCCUUCCCAUACGUGAAGAAGCGAGUGGAGGUGGUGGGAGAGAAGCAGGUGGAGCUUAAGCCCGUGGACGUGGCCAUAGACGAGAUGAAGGCGCGGACGGCAGAGCUAACCAAGCUCUGCUCCCACCAGGAAGUGGACAUGAUCCAGCUGCAGCUCAAACUGCAGGGCUGUGUGUCUGUGCAGGUGAAUGCAGGUCCCAUGGCCUAUGCGAGAGCAUUUCUAGAUGACAGUAAAUCAAACCAGUCUGGUAGUAAGAAAGGGAAAGACCUCAAGGACAUUUUCAGGCGUUUCGUUGAGGCUUGCAGCAUGGCCCUGGAUAUAAAUGAGCGUCUGAUUAAAGAGGACCAGUUCGAGUACCACGAGGGCCUGAAGGGCAACUUCAAAGAGAUGGUGAAGGAACUGUCAGACAUCAUCCAUGAACAGAUCUACCAGGAGGAUAUGAUGCGCUCGCUGUUACAAAACUCGCUGCAUGUGUUUCGUGCCAUCAGCGGGAUGUCCACCGACCUGGGUUGACCCGCCCACACCCAACACCACCAACCCCCACCCCCCCCCACCCCAUCUUCCUUUAUGUAUAUCCUCUCACCUCCUCCCUUAAGGACCCGGACCAGGAUGAUGACAGGGCAGCUGCCUGCCCAGUUACGCCUGCCUAAACACACCCCCAGCAAAGACGCCAUCUGGUCGUGGUACAUGGUCCGGGUGAAAGAUCGCAGUACAGUUGGAUAUAAUAUUCAAACCACAGCAGCAGUAUUUCUAAGAAUGUAUCCCGGCAACACAGACUAAAUGUCAACAUGUCAGGUUGACGUGUUAUGCUGAGUCACGCUAGGUUGCAUUGCACUUUUUUUCUGCCUCGGCGACAACCUGCAGGAUUGGCUGUCAUUUCGUUAGAGAGAGAUACUGUACUAAAGCAUUGUUUUUUUUUUUCUUUCUGUCCUCUCUCUCUCUCUGCAAUGUUUCCCUUCAGAUCAAUGCAGGACACAACACUUUUAGAAGAUGAUAGCAUCUUUCCACAGUGUUUGUGCGCCUCUGGCAGGAUGAUCAAUAACCCCACCUUGACCGGUUCUGUAGCAGACUUCCAAACCGAAAGCACUGAGGUACUCUGUUAAGCUAAGGGUUGGUGUUUAUUGGCUUAGCAGCACAUUCCAGCCAGGUUUACAGAUUGCCAUAAACAGAUAAAUCAUGUCUAAAGAGCAGCAGCUUAUAGUGAGCACUGGGCCAAAGUUACUACCCUGUUUCUUUAAUGUAAAAGCCUCAGUCUGUUCCAAAGUUAAAGAAGAGAAAAAAAAGACAGACCUCAUGGUUGUAUUGAAGCUAUAUGAUAAAGCUGCUCUUAAGAGGUUUGCGACUUAAAAGCAGCUCAAUUAAAUUGUACAUGUAAAAAAAAAUGUUAUUGGUAUGACAACAGUGUGUUGUAGAUUUGUAAUGAAUCAGUCAAACCAGGAAAGAUUAUGAUACAAAUUCUAUCAGAGCUUUGCAACAAUCAUUGACACAGUUUCCUCUGUGGCCAGGACAGGACACACUGAUCGCAGCGGUGUGAUAGUAUUUUCUUCAACAACGAUUAAGUGUCGAGUUCCUCUCAUCUGGGUUUAGAUCCAGUGCCUUUGUGCUCUGCCUUCUGAAAAGACUCUCAAUGAAUAAGAACCACCACAUGCUGGUUAUUCACAGUAUUUCACAAGUGCUACACUGAAAUUAGCAGAUAGAUGAAUAAUAUUUAAGCAGAUGUACAUAAUUUGUUCUGAUGCUGUAAAUUGAAUUCUGUACCCAUGUAUGUUUGUACGUACUGUAUGUAUGUAUUUAUAUUUGUAACGUUUUGGACUCGUGUUCAGUCCAAAAUCUGUCCAGCAGAGAGAUUUUUUUUUUUUUUCCAUUUUUACUGCGUUGUAUACUAAAGUGCUGCUGCCUGUCAAACUUACUUUGUAAAGCCUUUUUCCAAUAAAACCUGGAAAAGCUAUUGAGCUCGAGGACAGUAAAUGACAAAAAAGUUUAAUAGCUGUUCUGGAGCUUUCAGAAGAUCUUCCUCUCCACAGGCGGCCGAGUUGUCAUGGACUUCACCACUGAAAGCUCCAGUACAGCCACUAUAAUUAACCAGGUGGUUUGGUUAAAAAGCCACUCAAACACACAAACACACACACACACACACACACACACACAUACACACACAUGCAUAUACACACCUCACACAAAAAAUUCAUUGUUGCCAUACCCAUAACAUUUUGUGAAAUCAGCCACUGAAUCAACUCCACGUGGUCCUAAAGUUGUGGGAUGGGGUUGACGUCAUUUAUCUGUCCGUCAUUCAGGUUUCUGGGAAAACUCGUUUUUUUCUUUAUAGGGUUGCCAUUGUGUGCGGGGGCAGUGACUGGCAAAAGAGGAACAGAAAUUAUAUAUGAAACCUUUUAGA